This is a messenger RNA of Aureobasidium melanogenum CBS 110374, 471 nucleotides long. RefSeq lists its product as uncharacterized. Lineage: Eukaryota; Fungi; Ascomycota; Dothideomycetes; Dothideales; Saccotheciaceae. The record is from RefSeq and is a predicted model, not a curated record. The coding region runs from base 1 to 471 and encodes 156 amino acids. The transcript has 3 exons.
AUGGAACACACCCCUCAACAGCGGGCCAGACCUGAGUCCAUCGCUGCUCGCAACUUCUCGGAUGACCUGGAUUCUCUAUUUGGCUUGAACUCGGGCACCACUCUCGGCAACCUCUCAUUCACCGUCCAAGAGAAGAAGCGCACAGUAUCAACCCGAGAAGAAGAACUCGCAGAAAUCGAAGCACGCCUACGCGAGACGGAAGAACGUCUAGCACGAGCUGCCAACAGUCCCGACCACGAAAUCACUCCACACCAAGCUGCAUCAGGCGCUCAGCCAUCCUAUGCUUCGAGAGAAGCUGCUCCUAGACAACCCUCUGGCUACCAAUCGUACCCCGAACAAGCAUACCAGCAGAGGCCACCAAACAACAGAGAAGAGUCCUUCCAACCCCACAUUCCUGGUGCCAUGCCCAAGACACCUACACCAAACUAUGGUCAAGGGCAGGACUAUGUGACAGUCGAUCGCACCAGAUGA